UGGGGAUAAUUUAAUUUUCUUUAAUUAGUGUGCGGCUUUGUUUCAAAACAAAUCGGAAUUCGGAUUGGUUAAUUAUAAAGCACCUAAAACUGGCUUUGUAUCGAAACGUUUUAUGAUGGUCCUUUGCCCUAAUAUACCCGUCGAAAAAUACGGCGAACUAUCCGGAAGAGGUUAUAAGAAAUGGAUCCUUGAAGACUUGUAUUUUGGUUUUUCUUGAACUCCUUUCGGACGGAAGAGCAGUCAAUGCUUUUAUUUAUCGGAGAUGACUUCUGAAAAACCUUCGAUAAGUCUCGGUAAAAAGAAACAGGGUUUCUCAGAUAUAUUGUAAAUAAAAAUGAAAUCAGUGACUGGUUAUGGUUUGCUUGUUGAGUGUUUUUGGUUUGCUCUAUUUUGUGGAUCUGCUACACAUUUAUUGGCUGAUAGUGUUUAUCAUAAGUGGGAAAAAUUAUACUUAGUUCAUCAUUGGCCAGUGACUGUUUGCAUGAUGAAUGAAAAUGAAUGCAAUAAUCCACCAAUGUACUGGACAAUCCAUGGACUCUGGCCUGAUAAAGCUGCAGAAUGUAAUAGAAGUUGGCACUUCAAUAUAUCUGAGCUUAAGGAUUUCAUGGAAGACAUGAGAGAAUAUUGGCCAGAUAUACUACAUACAAACCAUACUCAUUUCUGGAAACAUGAAUGGGAAAAACAUGGGACAUGUGCAGCUCAAUUAGAGACUCUUAACUCACAAAAAAAGUAUUUUCAGAAGACACUGGAACUCUAUAGAAAAAUUGACCUUAACAGUUUUCUCUCGAAAGUUGGGAUAAAGCCAGGCUCUACCUACUAUCAGCUGACAGCCAUCAAAGAAGCUCUUGAAAGCUUUUACAAUAUAAUGCCAAAGAUUCAGUGUAUUCCUCCUGAAGAGGGACGGCUACAAGUAAUAGGCCAGAUUAAAUUCUGCUUUACCAAGGAGUUUACUCUGAGAAAUUGCACAGAGGAACAAUCUGGUUUAUUUUCUGCACUUGAAGAUGACUUUUUCAGAACAGAGGAUCUGUCAGUUUGUAAUGAUACUCUGACUUACUACCCUUCACAUAUGAAAACUCACAAACAUUUUGCUGCAAAUGUUGUUGUAAUUUAGGAAAUUUGAACUUUUUAAAAUUCUGGUGGGGAACAAUUAUGCAUUGGAUUUAUAUAGCAGGGCCAUCUGUGACUGGCUUUCUUUGUUUUGUGUUUUGAUUGAUGAUUGCUUGUUUCAUUAAAAUUGCUGCCCAUAUUAUAUAAUGUACUCUUUCUUCAAUAAAAUUGGUUUAUUUUUCACUUUU
Pantherophis guttatus is the source of this 1295-nucleotide messenger RNA. It is a transcript of the gene RNASET2, whose product is annotated as ribonuclease T2. The record is from RefSeq and is a predicted model, not a curated record. Gene Ontology annotation, cellular component: extracellular region. Gene Ontology annotation, molecular function: RNA binding; ribonuclease T2 activity. NCBI's taxonomy places the organism in Eukaryota, Metazoa, Chordata, Lepidosauria, Squamata, Colubridae. Gene Ontology annotation, biological process: RNA catabolic process.